AUGACAUGCGGCAAGUUCGAACAUGUUUCUCAUUCAGAAUUAUGGAGUUUUGCCACUCUACUCGUCAUCUCGCUAUCUUUGUACGCCCUCUGGGACUACAUUAAAACGGUGCUGCUCUCACUGAAACUAUCCGGCCCGGUAGCAUUGCCUAUACUGGGAAAUUGUUUGAUCAUAAAGGAGAAAGACAUGCUUGCUAAGCGCGUGGCAACAGCUUUUGGACUCUAUGGACCUUUAAUACGCAUUUGGGUGCUACUCUUUCCCUUCUUCGUUGUCCUCCAACCAGAUGACUUACAGGUCAUACUCUCAUCGAAGAAGCAUACGGAAAAGGUGUUCAUCUACAAAUUGAUGCACAACUUCCUGGGCAACGGUUUAAUAACUAGUAGUGGCGAAAAGUGGAAUGCGCAUCGAAAGUUUAUACAACCUUUAUUUCAUCUAACGAUUUUGGAGCGCUUCAUCGGCACAUUCGCAGAUGCCUCGCAAGCGCUCUUUGAAAAUCUGCAUGCAUCGGCCAGUGAAGAGAUUAAUAUCGCCAAAUUUAUUAAUAAUUGUGUUAUGGAUAUUUUAAAUGAGGCUGUUUUGGGCGUACCAGUAAAACGAAAGGGCGAACGAGUGGAUAUGGAACAGUCGCCGUUCAGACAGGGCAAAGUUGUUGUCAGUGAACGCUUCGUGCAGCCGUGGCUACUAUUUGAGAGCGUCUAUAAGUUUACCAAAAUCGCCUCAGAGGAGCUAGAUCAAAAGAAACGCCUCGAUGAAUUUACGCGCAAAAUGAUCAAAUAUCGCCGGGAACUAAGCGCCAAUGGCAAUGGCAACGGGCGCAAGUGUCUGCUAGAUUAUAUGAUUGAAAUCUCCGACAACAAUGCCGACUUCACCGAGAAUGAUAUUGUCGACGAAGCCUGCACCUUUAUGUUGGCCGGACAAGAUUCAGUUGGUGCUGCUGUGGCUUUUACGCUUUUCUUGCUGGCGCAAAACCCAGAAUGUCAGGAAAAAUGUAUUGCCGAAAUCAAUGAUAUAUUCAUGGGCGAUCAACGGCCGCCCAAUAUGAAUGACUUACGCGACAUGCGCUAUCUGGAGAUGUGCAUCAAAGAAGCUUUGCGCUUGUGUCCCAGUGUGCCGUUGAUGGCGCGCAAAUUGGGCGAAGAAGUACGCCUGGGCAAGUAUACAUUGCCUGCGGGCAGCAAUAUUUUCAUUUGUCCCUACGCCACCCACCGGCUGCCACACAUUUAUCCUGAUCCUGAGAAAUUCGAGCCGGAGCGUUUCUCGCCGCAGCGCAAUGAAGCACGUCAUCCCUAUGCCUAUAUACCAUUCAGUGCCGGACCGCGUUACUGCAUUGGCAAUCGUUUUGCUAUUAUGGAAAUGAAAACAGUCAUUUCGCGCAUAUUAAGAAGUUAUCAGCUGUUACCGGUACCGGGCAAGACCUCAUUCAAGGCAACAUUCCGCAUUACAUUGCGCGCUUCUGGCGGUUUGUGGGUGCGGCUAAAAGCACGCGAACAUCCACUGGAGGAUUAUGUGCAGUAG
Rhagoletis zephyria (snowberry fruit fly) is the source of this 1515-nucleotide messenger RNA. RefSeq names its product Probable cytochrome P450 4aa1 (gene Cyp4aa1). NCBI's taxonomy places the organism in Eukaryota, Metazoa, Arthropoda, Insecta, Diptera, Tephritidae. The record is from RefSeq and is a predicted model, not a curated record. Gene Ontology annotation, molecular function: heme binding; oxidoreductase activity, acting on paired donors, with incorporation or reduction of molecular oxygen; monooxygenase activity.